AUGCUCCCGGCCGCAUCUGACGAUCUCAUCCGCCAGCAUAACCGAUUACCCGAAGACGACAACUCCUUUGAACCGGACCAGAAUCGGACCAUUUUAGAGCAUGAACCAAGUGCGAAAGGCAAAAAGAAGAAGAGCAAGAAGAACAAGGUGGCCAGAGCUCUAACCGAAACCCCACUGGGUGAUAUGUAUGUGCCCACCGCUGAUUGCCUGUUUUCUGAUGAAUGCGCGCCAUUAACGCCAGAUUGCAUGGAUAGUCUACAACCCUCUGCCCCAAUACCAGAAGAGUCUCUUUCAUUCCCAGAUCCUGAACAUCUUAUUGAACGUCAUGUGAACCCAAUUAUCACGUCUCCUGUCUUGGAUGUCUUCGACUCUCUCGAUGAGCCAGCGGGUGACGACCUCACUAGCCGCACCGACACGUGGGCGCAGUCGGUGCCCUAUGGAAAGAGCCCGCCCACCGAUCUAAUGGAUGGGGAUAUCCCAAGUGCAUCGCUGCCUAGUGCAUCGCCCUUGAACUUUCCAACGAUUCAAGAAAGGAGUUGCUUCAUUCACCCUUCCUCGGCAUCUCCUCAGACUCGGACUUUACCAUCUAGCUAUGGUCAUAGCUACCGAAGCAGUCUGAACUCGAGGCAACAGUCUGUAGACAGAAGAAAGAGCCACUCUUACGGGGGCCCAAUGAAUAAUCACGCACCUCCCCCCCACCUCCCUCAAGCACAUUUCUUCGGAGCACCGGAUAUUGAUGUCCUUCCAACUCAAAAUCGAUCAACCACCAACGGAAGUUACUCAUUUUGUAGCUUCGAUACACUGCCUAGUUUGUCACCUAAAGGCUCGCGAACCGGAAUGAACGUUUUGCUGGUUGGGACAGAUGGCGCCGUUGAGAUCCUCGCCAUCGAAGAUUGCCGAACUCGGCUCGUGGGGCAGAUCACUGGGCUAAAUGGCCGUGUAAUCGAAGCCAAACUCUUAUAUGGCAGCCCAAUCAGCGACCCGUUUUCAUCGUCCCAGCCGCAUGUAGCUGUCAUUGUUCAUGGGCCGUUGCCGCCACAUGAGGAGGAAGGUCGAGUGUCGUCUGCAACAUCGGAUGCAAAUGAAAUUCCUCCCUCGACUAUUCGCGGUCACUUUAACGACAAGCGCUCAGCGCGAGAAGACAUCCAAUUCUACCAAACCCGAGUUGAAGUUUACUCUUUCCGAACCGGCGAACAUAUCUCUACCUUGUUUGCAAGCAAGCCUGUGCCAUGUCUGGAAAGUUAUCCUGGCGUCCCAUCCUUUGCACCAUCGCCUAUUGGAAAAUUGAAGCUCUUCACAACCGGUAUCUACAUUAUCUUAGCAUCCGGCGUCAGCGGGGAAGUUUAUGUUUAUAGACAUCUCCUAUCCCCAGAUACCACUCCAUACCAGUGUCUGGGUAAGACAUGGACUGGGGUUCAGUUUAAAGAAACCCGGCGUUACUCGGCCUCUUCAAGUUCUACAACUGAUCCAGAUGGGACUCGCACUGACUCUCCUAAUGGGGUUUCUACCCUGGAAAGUCCCAUCUUAGCCGUACAAGGAAGGUGGCUUGCAUUCGCUCCCCCAUCCUCGGCCUACAGAGGAUCGAUCCAGGGCACUGUUCCUUCCAGUCUGAUUCUUGGCAAGGUUGCGGGCAUUGAAACUCGUAAUCCUCCUGCUGUACCCUCAGUGUCGUGCACAACAGAUGUAGGAGAAGGGGAGAGUUUCUUUGACAAAAUGGCAAGAGGCGUUGCCCAAGAACUCGUUAGAGGUGCCCGCUGGAUGGGUGAUCAGGGCAUGCAGGCCUGGAACAAUUACUGGAAUACCCAGCAGUCAGCCGGCACCUCUCCACGACGGCCACCUCAGGCACAAGACCCACAGACACAGGGAUAUGGCUUAUUACCUCCAACCCAUGCACAGGAUACCCAAACGUCAGCCACAGAGCCAGACACCGUAUCCAUCAUUGACCUGAGACGAUUCGAAGACGGCACAGAUAUGCGAAACGUGUUUAUCCACCCAGUCUCGACGUUUCAGGUUCCUAAUGGUUGCAGCUUCUUGUCCUUUUCUCCGAAUGGCUUGAUGUUGUUCACAGCGAGCAAGAAGGGCGAUGUGCAAUACGUGUGGGAUCUCAUGCAACUCAAGCACUGUCGGUCUAUGGCUUUUAUGGCUGAUGACCAGACUGGGCAGAAUCCCAAUGUGCGCCAGAUUGCUAGAUACGCACGGUUGACUACAUCUAGUAUAGUUGAUGUGAUUUGGACUGCGCCGGUGGGCGAUAGAUUGGCUGUAAUUACACGUAAAGGCACCGUCCACGUUUUCGAUCUACCCCGAAGCGCAUUCCAAUGGCCCCCAUUUCGCCGUGCAAAGCCUACUACAAACAAGCCGCCGGCUCCCGACCCGAUGACAGAUGAGGUGACUGGUCAAGCUGUGGGUGGCAACCCGUUGUCAGCAGCCAUGAAGUUGGUAGGCGGUAAAACGCAGCCAUUCUUCUCCGCUGUCCGGGGUCGUGUCCCAUCUACGGGCGCUGCAUUUCCCAAUAUGAGUGGAUUUGCGUUACCUUCUGCUGCCAGUGUAAAGAGCGGGAAGGUUGUCGCUGCAGGCCUGAGCAAGUCGAUGGGUGCUGCAACAGGUACUGUGAAUACUUUACGCCAUGUCGGAGAGAACCGUUUACACUUGCCCGGGCUAGCUCGAGACCUUGCACCCUCCCGGGUGACAUGGAUUUGCAGCAAGGGUCUCAUAUUCUUGGGUGUUGUGGAUGGCGGGUAUUUCAAGAUGUACCGCCUCAAGCGGGCUAAUGUACCCGGCCACAAGAACCGACAACCUCACUCCGUUGUCGGCGGUAAAGAGUCUCAGAUCAAACUACCUGACAAUCUCCAGGGUCCUUGUGGAUCGGCUCCUUUAUCUGCCUUUGAUCCAGAACUAGAAGUCCAUGCCUCUCUUGUUCUUCCCUCGGUCACUUUCCAGCCAUCUAGUGCUGCAAGAUCGUUUUGUCAGCCUCUUUCCCAGGCGGAGAUUGAGACAAAUACCCCAUAUCAGCCGUUUCACACGGACCAGCGAGUUGGCUUGAGUGUCUUCUCCUCUGGCAGCGAUGCAAGUGAACCGAGUGGACAAUGGGUCUUUGGCAACGAUAUCCCGCUAACCAAAGUACACUUGAGGCCCUUCAACAGCUCUAGCGAUGAACAUGGCGAUGACGAGGAUGAGAAUGCCGUCAUCCAUGGACAUUCGCUUGGGGCUGGGGGAGAUAUAGAAAACCUCAUUACUCUUGGAAACAGCACAGCCAAUGUGGAGGAAGUUGUUAUCACCACUCGUCGCAAGAAGAGACACUUCACUCCACUGAAAGCCGACGACGGUUUCUUUGAAGAUGAUUGUGAGGUGCUUGACUUUGCUAGGGAUCGUGUCUGA
This is a messenger RNA of Penicillium digitatum Pd1, 3375 nucleotides long. NCBI's taxonomy places the organism in Eukaryota, Fungi, Ascomycota, Eurotiomycetes, Eurotiales, Aspergillaceae. The record is from RefSeq and is a predicted model, not a curated record.